UGGCUGAAGGUUGGCAAACUCUCGCUGUCCAAACAGUUGUCCGCAAAGGCUCGACCCCUGAGGGCGAGCGCUCAUUUUCCCUUCCUCGAGAGACACCGCACAAAAUAUCGUCUGCACUCCUGUCACUCAAGCCCGCCUCCCCUCGCCCAGAAUACCACCUAUUGGAUACAGUCUAAGUGUAGGGUCUUGUUAAGAGGCACUCGAAUGAAUGGGACCCGGCGAUCACAUGAGCCCCGGACUAUAGAGGCCAGCUCGUACCCUUUGUGUAUGGUAGCCAGACCUUCAACAAAUAGCAGGGCUCGACGUAUUUUCGGUACUCUCCAGUUUGGAACGCAGUCUGGCCGUACUACAGGGGGCGUUUUUAGUACACGGUAGUAGCGUACAAGCCCGGUCAAGUCCCCCUGGGGUUCGCUUCACCUGAGCGCGUCUCUAUGCUAAUGUCAGUCGUCAGUCUUGGGCCCUGAAUCCCGCAUCGGACGCGUUUGCCCGAACAAGAGUUAUGUACGAAGAUGGGACCAGCUCGUCUGGAGCGGCCGGGAGAGUGAGGAUCGGCGGGAGGACACCAAGAUGAGACCGAGGGGAUUUUACCUUUUUCUCGGAGCCGUUCUGGGACUUCUCGGGCCUUCCUAUCAUGCACAGGCGUCCGAGGGCGGAGAUGUUCUAGCCGAGUACAAGAACACGGUGCCAUUAGCCUCCGCUCAGACGGCGCCGCCAGGUAACGGGAACCCGGCAGACUACGCCGGGACGGAGGAACGACAGAUUACCGGGACCGCUGAUCUUGAGAAAGAAGAAGACGACGAUGAAGACUCCUUCUGCGGGUUUGACUACACCGUGGACCGGUCGUUGGCACCUACCGAGCCCGGGCGGCAGCGCAGACAGAUCGCGAUGUACGGAAACAAGUGGGGUAAGAAGCACCUGACGUACCGGAUCAUCAACGCUCCCCAGGGUGACGACGCCGAGCGGUACCGGGUCCAGAACACCAUCACGCGCGCUCUCAAGCUGUGGAGCGACGCUUCGCCGCUGUCCUUUUACCAGGCUAAGGAGGACGAGGAGGCCGACAUCAUGGUCAAGUUCACCCGCGGAGACCACAGCGACGGGUACCCGUUUGAUGGGAAAGGUGGAGUGUUCGCCCACGCGUUCUUCCCCCAUGACGGCGACGUCCACUUUGACGACGACGAGCCGUGGGCCCUGGACAACUACGUGGCGACCUCCCGCAAGGACCUGUACAUCAUCGCGGCGCACGAGCUGGGCCACAGCCUGGGCCUGGGCCACUCCGACGCCUGGGGCGCGCUCAUGAGACCCAAGUACACCGACGUCAAGUGGAUGAAGACCAUCAGCGCGCUACCACCAGAAGAUAGGAACGCCAUACAGGCCAUGUACGGCCCGUGUCCGCGGCUGGAGUGGAACGUGCGCUACAUGCUGGAGUCGUCCCGCCGGUCCGGCCGCGCUCCCAAACAGACACGGCCCAACACGUGCUCCGCGCCGUACGACGCCAUCUUCAGAGGUCCGGACAGAAAAACGUACGCCAUGCGAGGCCUGUACUACUGGCGUCUGAACGAUGGGAACGAGAUCGGGCGGCCCAUGCCGCUCCUUAUAAGGCACCGCUGGCCCGGUCUCCCUGGCAACAUCAACGCAGCCGUGACGUCAGCAUAUACCGGCAGGACGUACUUUUUCAAAGGUAACCGUAUAUGGAGAUUCAAGGACAGCAUCUUGGAUGAAUACUUUCCGAUCUCCCACAACGAGACCGGCUUGCCUAGAAGUCCUGACGCGGCGUUCGUCUGGGGUCCCAAACACAAAAUCGUUGUCUUCAAACGAUCCAAGUUCUACAUUUGGAACGAGUUCAACCGGAAGGUAGAACCGGGAUAUCCCAAACUCAUCCGGAAGUUCUUCCCCGGACUGCCCAACAAUAUCGACGCCGCUUUCCAGUGGAAGAAUAGACACACUUUCUUUUUCAAACAGGGUUACUACUGGAGAUAUGACGAUGAGAUAGGCAGCAUCGCCAAGUGCUACCCACGCCCUGUGGCUCUGUACUGGAGCGGAUGUGGAGGGACAUCAUGGGAGCGGAAACAGUUAUAAAACAGGAAAUGACGUCAUUCUUCAUCACAGAUCAUCAGAAAACUUCAUCUUGAACCAUUUCAAUUUUUUAUGGCGAUGAAGAUUCAUUCAUGACAUUGAUAUCUACGAUAAGUAACCUUGUUUGAAAAUCUAUGAAGAAGUCAGAAGCAGUUGACCUUGCUGUAUGCAGCUUUGAACUUGAACGCAAACAAACUUGAAUGAUCCGCCAUCUUGACUGGUGUUUUGUGAUUAAUGUUUACAUUAAUGUAUCGUAUUAUAAAGUUGAAAAUCCAAAAAAAAAAAAAUACAUUGGUGGCUUGAAUGGAUAAGGAUGGAUUCAUAAAUGAAUUUACUUUUUUAUAUUGGCCAAGGCAUGUGAGAUACAUGACUGUAUAUUGUAAUUGCAUUACAAGUGGCAACUGGAAAGAAGUCCAAAGCUGUUCUGUAGCCUAAUGUCGACCUAAUGAUGUACUGACCACGUCAUCUGCUGUUCUAUGAAUGGUUCAGCUGAUACAAUAAGUUAGAAUACAUCCUACAAAGCGUGGUACAUUGCAAACGUGUGUAGUGACAUUGCGUGACUUCUACUGCUAGUCAAACUACCAAGUAUUCGCAUCAAUGAAAUUCAUGUAUAAAAUAUCCCCUUAUUAGUAAUAAUCUUCUGAUAGUUAAGUUGGGGGCAUCUAUUGCCAAUAUGCUGCUGGAAUCGUAUAUAAGCAUCUAAAAGUGUAUUAAGCUUUAAUGGACAGAUCCUGUCGAACGCUAUAUCGAACAAAUAGAACCCCCUAUUCUAUAUCGAACACCUCCAUCAAAAACUGCCACAUUGGACAGAAAUGGCUAUUUUUGACGGAGGUGUUCGAAAUAGAACCAUGAUCGAAUAGGGGGCGGGGUUUUGGGAUCGGUCCAUAAUACUGUACGCCUACGGGGAGUUGCAUGAGAUGCUGAAGAAGGGGGAGGGGGGCGUCCUCAAAAUUCGUUUUCUGUGGAACCCAGCGCGGUAUCCUGGUGCACGAAUUGGAGUCGAAUUAAAUUCCAACAUGCUCUAAACUACCAUACCGUAUAUAUGGUACUGUUAGCUAUCUCCUACUAACUCUGCUAUGUUAUUUGUCUAGUAUGGUAAGGUGAGGCUCAUUUAAUAGGAAUAUGCUGAUGAAGGUUGGACAUCCAGGUAAUAAGAUAAGCCAAAAAGGAGAUACUCAUGCAACUGGAUAUGAUUUUGC
Molecule: messenger RNA, 3272 nt
Organism: Branchiostoma floridae (Florida lancelet)
Lineage: Eukaryota; Metazoa; Chordata; Leptocardii; Amphioxiformes; Branchiostomatidae
Product: matrix metalloproteinase-28-like
Exons: 8
Coding region: 568-2076 (502 amino acids)
Biological process (GO): proteolysis; collagen catabolic process; extracellular matrix organization
Cellular component (GO): extracellular matrix
Molecular function (GO): metalloendopeptidase activity; zinc ion binding
Source: RefSeq, a predicted model, not a curated record